AUGUACACACACACCGCCCGCUUGUACCUAUCCUUUAGUCGGCUCGACAUUAGGAAUUUCCCGGAAAAUAUAUCUUUCCCCGGAAAGUUUCAACCUUUCCCUGAAAACACUCUUAACUCUGACCAUGUACCUAACGGAAAUCUCCAACUUCCCGUCACUCCUUCCUUCCGCGGUGCUAAGAAACAUUCCGUUCCAUCCAAUUUGGAUCUCAUCUCUAGCUCCUUCGAUGACGCUGUGCUCCGCCGCUUGAAAUCUCUCGGUCCGCCGUCCAUCAGCUUGUCCUGGCUCUCCAAGGCCGUUGAUUUUCUCGCCUCGACUCACUCCGAAGCGAGAAACCUCAUCUCCGAUCUCAAGGUCGCGCCGCCUCUCGAUGACUCGCUCGCUUGGUAUUUGGACAACAGCGUCAAGCUCUUGGACCUCUGCAACUCCAUCUCUGCCGAGAUCGAACGCCUUCGCCAGCGCCGCCUUCAUCUCACCUUCGUCCUUCACCUUCUCGGCGACGGAAAGGGUGAAGAGCUCCCGUCGCCGGAGAAUCUGCACCGAUCUCGCAAAUCUCUAUCCGAUUUUGAUCGCGGUGCUUCUUCUGGCUUUGGAAAGCGGAGCAACGCCGAAGUCUUGGUCAGAGAUCUGAACCUGGGCCUGACUCGCCUGAGCAACGCGCCACGUGGCAAGAUCUCGAGCGUGGCAAAGCUCGUGCGUCGAACAGUGCGCGCGGUGGGACUGGUGACUGUGUUCAUCGCUGGAAUCGCGGUGUCGACAAUUCACGGAUCUCCGGAUAUGGUUAGGGUCCGAGCCUCGGCGGAGUUUCCAUGGGCCGAGUCGUUCAACGAGCUUGAAUCGGCAGUCUGGGCCGAGUUCGAACGGCGAUCCGGGCGCAGCAAUGAUGAGAAACUGAAAGGGAUGUUGGAAGAGUUGGAUGACGUCGGAACACGUGUUAAGGAUGCGUGUGGGGUCGUGGAUGACCUGGCAGGAGUUGCGGAAGUGAACAUGGAAGGAAGGGGCGGUUAG
Molecule: messenger RNA, 1008 nt
Organism: Pyrus x bretschneideri (Chinese white pear)
Lineage: Eukaryota; Viridiplantae; Streptophyta; Magnoliopsida; Rosales; Rosaceae
Product: UPF0496 protein 4-like
Exons: 1
Coding region: 1-1008 (335 amino acids)
Source: RefSeq, a predicted model, not a curated record